AGAGAGAAACAACCAAACCAAGUAACCAAUUUUGCGUUUUAUUUUUUAUUUUUCAGAUAUUUAAAUUCCUUUUAUUUUAUUAAAAUACUUUACCCGGAUCGGACGGUAGCCCGAGUCGCCACCGAAGCACCAUAAGGGGGAUCGAUUCAUGGAGGGAGUUGGGGCCCGGCUCGGGCGGUCAUCGACCCGUUACGGACCGGCCACGGUGUUUACUGGGCCGGUGAGGAGGUGGAAGAAGAAAUGGGUCCACGUAGCACCAUCGACUUCUAACAGUAGUGGAGCAGCGUCGACCACCACCACCACCACCUCCUCCAAUCACUCUCAGAUUCACGCCCUUAACGGCACCACUAACGGUAGUACCGGUUCUCAUCUUCUUCUUUAUAAGUGGACUCCAAUUACCCAAAGCCAAAACGCCGCCAUUAACGGUAAUACUAAUACUAACGGGGACAGGGUUUCUAGCAAAGACGAGACGGCGGCGGUACCACCGGACGAGCCUCCUAGGCGAAAAUUCAAAUAUAUUCCGAUUGCAUUGCUAGAGGAACAGAAAGAUGGCACCGCAGAAGAUGAAGCUGCAGAAAAGGUGACAGGGGAAGCUAAAGCAAUUGAGAUUGAUUCAUCCAAGGAUGGUAAUUUGGAUGAGAAACCUGACAUUAACGAUGUUCCUAUGGAAGAAAAUCAGGACGCAAAUCAGGUAGUACGCCAAGAUCUGAAUGAAAGUACUUUGGAUCUAAGCUUAGGAUUGAAUGCUCAUGACAGCGACAAUGAUCCCGAUUCAAAAUCUGAUCACAGAGAUAGCUAGUUGAAAGAGUGAAGUUUGCUGUACUGUACCUAUUGGAGAUUGAAAGCCUUGCCUCAUUUUUUUGGUCACUCAGAUGAAUUGUCCAUAAGACUUCUUCUACCUGACUUCAAAUGUUUUCAUCCCAUCCCCUUCACAACUAGUCCUUUAGCUUAUCCAUAAUCCAUGUAGUUUUCUAUUGCUGAGUCAUUGUCAUACAUUACCUAUUCUUUAGCACUGAACAAUCGAGUUUUUUUGCUUCCGGAAAUUCUAAUUGGUACUGAUGGAAGUGCUGGACUUUAUAUAAGUGUAAUGAGAUUAACUAUAUUUAUUUACCAUUGACAGAUCUUUGUUAA
Humulus lupulus (European hop) is the source of this 1131-nucleotide messenger RNA. RefSeq lists its product as uncharacterized. The record is from RefSeq and is a predicted model, not a curated record. The transcript is spliced from 3 exons. NCBI's taxonomy places the organism in Eukaryota, Viridiplantae, Streptophyta, Magnoliopsida, Rosales, Cannabaceae. The coding region runs from base 149 to 799 and encodes 216 amino acids.